UCUCAGCCAGCCCGUGCGCAUCCUCUCCCGCGAACUCACCCAGCGCCUGACGACGGCGGACAACGCCGCCCCUCCCGCCGACGACCGCAGACGGGCAGACGACAGCCGAGCCUCCCGCCCUCCGCCGCGCCUCCCCACCGACCUCUCCCAUUCGGCACUUCCCUGACCUCUGUCGCUUGCCGGGACUUCACCCAGCUGCGGCCGCCGCCACGCCUCCCCCUUCCGCCGACGCCCGGCCCUGCCCCGAGCUCCGCCCCUCCGUCAGGCCUGUCGUCGUCUGCGGUCCUCCCCGCUGCCUCACCACUCCGCGUGCCCCACAGCGACUUGCCCUCUCAAUCCAUCCCGUAACUUCCCUCCCCCUCUCCUGACCCCGUCUUAUGCUCGGGCCUACUCGAGCUCCAAUCCGACCCAAUGCGGCCAUGAAAUCCCUCCUGUAGUCGAGCUCCCUCCGUGCCGUAUCUAAGCGUCAUCGCCGACGCCGCAUACCCCAAACCCUCCACCUCUCACGCGCGUCGCCGUCGUCGCCGUUCCCGUCCUCAUCGCGUCGCUGCUGUCCCCACCUCGUCCGCAACCUUGGACCUUGCUUUUUAAGGUAGGAUCCAGGGAUCCAAAAGCGAAGUCUCCCCGAGCUACGGAGAAUGUGAUUGGAAGCAACUACGGUUUCAUUCAGAGAUGGCCACACCAGGGAGCAGUACUGGGGCUGGCGGCAGCAGCACCAGACCGGCGAAUGGCGCAGUUACCGUCAAUUCUGCUGCGACGACGGUCGGUUCGGCCAACGCCAGAUUCCAUUCCCAACAACCACAUCAAGACAGGCAGAGUAGAUGGGCUAGCUGUUUUCCUGGCUUGUCAUGUUUUGGAUCGCAGAAGGGUGGAAAGCGUAUAGUUCCUGCAGCACGUAUGCCUGAUGGGAAUGCAUCAACUAACCGUGGAAAUGCUCUUCAAUCUGGUAGAAAUUCCAACCAAAAUGGGGCUAUGAAUUUAUCUCUUCUUGCGCCACCAUCAUCGCCUGCAUCCUUCUCGAACUCUGCUCUUCCUUCGACUGCUCAGUCACCUAACCGCUUCCUGUCAAUAUCUGCAAACUCUCCUGGUGGCCCAACGUCUAAUAUGUUCGCUGUUGGACCAUAUGCCAAUGAACCUCAGCUUGUCUCACCUCCAACAGCCUUUUCAACUUUCACAACUGAGCCCUCUACAGCACCACUGACCCCUCCUCCUGAACUAGCUCACGCAACCACUCCGUCCUCUCCAGAUGUUCCAUAUGCUCGGUUUCUUUCAUCAUAUACGGGUCUUAAAACUGCUGGCAAGGAGCACAGCAUGCAUUACUUGUCAACAACAUACUCUGGUGGUUUAGGACUCCAGGGAUCUUAUCCACUUUACCCAGGGAGCCCUUCUAGCAGCCUCAUAUCGCCUGCCUCAGUAACUCCAAGGACCGGUCUAUCCUCACCAAUCCCUGAGCAAGAUGUUCCUACUGCACACUGGAAGACAUCUAGGUCCGUCUGCGACACACCAUAUUCCAUUGCAUCGCCCAUUCCUGAGCAAGAGGUCCCUACUACACAGUGGAAGACGUCCAGAUCUGCUUGUGACACACCGUAUUCCAGGACAUCGCCAUCAAAUAUUUUUGGACUUGAUUCAGCUGCCCCUAGAAACUGUCUCCUGGAUAGCAAUUUUUUCCGUCCAGAGGCAUCUGCUCAGUUCUACCUGGAUCAGGCUCAACAGUCAUUUCCGUAUAAUGGUGGGAGGCUUAGUGUCUCAAGGGAUAAGCAAGAUGCAGAUGAGGUUGAAGCAUACAGAGCAUCAUUUGGAUUCAGUGCGGAUGAUAUUGUUACAACUCAACAUUAUGUAGAAAUACCAGAUGCGCUGGAUGAUGGGUUCAGCAUAUCCCCAUUUGGAAACAAUGCCCCUUCUACUGAGGUGUCCCCAUUUAUUGAUCUGCCUAAUGAGGUUCAGGAAGUUGAUAAAAUGGAUAAAUCACUCUUCAAUGUAAACGAGACCACAAGCCCAAAGAAGUCGCCAGACCAGCUUUCUGGUGGCAGUCCACAUAAAGUACUGCACCUGGAUAUAUUCAAAGCCGAAACACAAAUGUCUUUCAUCAACAUCCAGCUAAACUCAGGAACGAAAGCGGGUCAUCUGUCUGAGGAUGACGCAACCGCGAAAGAUUGCCAUCCUUUCAGGAAGGCGAGGGAUGAAAUAUCUCUAAAACCCAUUGAGGUCAGGAAGAGAUCUCCGCCUGGCCAGGCAUGCUCAGAUGCUGAAAUUGAGUACAGAAGGGCGAGGAGUUUGAGAGAAGCCAACGGUGUUCUGUCAUGGCGCAGCACACUGUCAAGACAGCUGCAGUAAUGGUGCUCUGGCAUGCAUCAAGUCGAGCCGAGCUGUUAGAAGUAAGCCGUAACCGAAGAGUAGCCUGUACUUCGGGGUAAAAAACGAAUGGCAUCUACUACUAUAUAUAUAUCUGGGGAUUUAUACAGCCAGGUUGCUCUGGGUAUGUGAUGAACAGCUUGUAUUCUACUACUCCCUAUUUAAGAUCACCAUGUUUCUCUUUUGUAUGCACUCUCUAUUCGUUAGCCCGAGCAAUGAAAUGAAAGGGUGUGCAUGAUUACUUUA
This is a messenger RNA of Triticum dicoccoides, 2598 nucleotides long. RefSeq lists its product as uncharacterized. The transcript has 5 exons. The record is from RefSeq and is a predicted model, not a curated record. The coding region runs from base 673 to 2334 and encodes 553 amino acids. NCBI's taxonomy places the organism in Eukaryota, Viridiplantae, Streptophyta, Magnoliopsida, Poales, Poaceae.